ACCAGCUCCCACCGGCGCUUUCUCAUGACGUCAAAACUCCGCGACAAGCUAACAAGCUAACUGAGUGACGGCUACGACUUCUAGAAGGUACGGGGCUAACGUCAACUAAACGUUAGCGGGCUAAUCUUUGCCUGAAGUACAGAGACAUCUGGGUCUCUCUCCCUCAGUUAACACAGAGAGAUCUGAUCCUCCGUCACCAUGACAGACAACAAGCGUCUCGCCUUCUCCAUCAUCCAGUUCCUCCACGAUCAGCUGCAGUCAGGGAACCUGACCUCAAGCGCUCAGGAGAGUCUGGAAGUUGCUGUUCAGUGUUUGGAGACAGCGUUUGAAGUUUCCACUGACGACCAGAGCCUCGCCGUACCCAUGACGUUACCAGAGAUCUUCGCCUCAGCUACAUCAAAGGUAGACUCUGAGGAACAGCUUCCAGAAGAGUCUCAGGUCAACAACAACUCCACCCAGAACACCCUCUCAGAGGAACAGAGAGCUGAGGCUGAGACGCUCAAAACUGAAGGAAAUGACCAAAUGAAAGUGGAAAACUUUGGAGCUGCUGUUGAGUUUUACUCCAAGGCCAUCGCCAUCAACCCUCAAAAUGCCGUCUACUACUGCAACAGGGCUGCAGCGUACAGCAAACUGGGGAACUACGCUGGAGCAGUGCAGGACUGUGAACAAGCCAUCAGCAUCGACCCAAACUACAGCAAAGCCUACGGGAGGAUGGGUUUGGCUCUGGCCAGCCUGAACAAACACACAGAAGCAGCCACUUACUAUAAGAAAGCUCUGGAGCUGGACCCCGACAACGACACGUACAAAACCAACCUGAAGAUCGCAGAGGAGAAGAUGGAGACGUCCAGUCCAACGGCAGGGAUGGGGGGAGUCGACUUGGCUGGUUUGCUCAGUAACCCCGGCUUCAUGAACAUGGCGUCAUCUCUAAUGAACAACCCUCAGGUUCAGCAGCUGAUGUCAGGGAUGAUGUCAGGAGCGUACGGCGGGAUGGGAGCAGGAGGAGGAGGACUAGGAGGUGGACUAGGAGGAGGACUAGGAGGAGGACUAGGAGGAGGACUUGGAGGAGGACUUGGAGCUGGACUAGGAGGACUAGGAGGGGGGCUAGGAGGAGGAGGAGUAGGAGGAGGUGGAGGAGGAGGAGGAGUAGGUGCAGGAGGAGCAGGUGCAGGAGGAGCAGGUGCAGGUGCAGGUGCAGGUGCAGCCUCAGCAGCAGCAGCAGCAGCAGCCCCCGGAGCUGCUGGUGCCCCUGGAGGAGGAGAUUUAUCAGGACUGAUCCAGGCAGGUCAGCAGUUCGCUCAGCAGAUGCAACAGCAGAAUCCUGAACUCAUCGAACAGCUGAGGAGUCAAAUCCGCAACCGAACGCCCAGCGCUGGGAACGAGGAGCAGCCAUGACACCUAGAAAAUACAGUUUGUCAGGGAGUGUGUGUGUGUGUGGAGGAGAACAGCUGAUUUGGAUCAUAUAUAACUUGAAGGACUCAAAGGAAGUUUUUGUUUUUCGUUCCAUCACUGAAUAUUUUCCUGCACGAGAGAACAAAACACUGCGUGCAACUUUCAGGAGCCACGUCACCAAAAACAACAACAAACAGCCACUUCCUGAAGCUCUGUGUGGUUUUUAGGAAGAAGAUUUUAAAGUAACACUGUAAUAUCAAACAUGUAAAACCUAACAAAGAUCUCGCUCUGAUAGAAACAUGGACUCGAGAUGUUAAACCGUUUAAAACUGAAGCUUGAAAUAUCUUCUUAAAACUACACAGUGUAACUUUACAUGUUUGUCCUGAACCUGGAUGAUAUCUGAGGAGUGUGUGUGUAUGGGAGUGUGAGAGUGCGUGUGUGCAUGACAGAGUGUGUAUCCUUGUAAGUUUAGAGAGAGAGAGCUGUUCACAGUCUUGGAAUUAAAAGAGCAUCUCAACAUUUUA
Messenger RNA from Notolabrus celidotus (New Zealand spotty), 1913 nucleotides. RefSeq names its product small glutamine-rich tetratricopeptide repeat (TPR)-containing, alpha (gene sgta). Lineage: Eukaryota; Metazoa; Chordata; Actinopteri; Labriformes; Labridae. Gene Ontology annotation, cellular component: membrane; TRC complex. The record is from RefSeq and is a predicted model, not a curated record. Gene Ontology annotation, biological process: post-translational protein targeting to endoplasmic reticulum membrane. Bases 199 to 1392 code for a protein of 397 amino acids. Gene Ontology annotation, molecular function: protein binding; molecular adaptor activity. The transcript is spliced from 12 exons.